UUCACAAACGCAUAAAGAACAACAGCACAUUUCAGCGCAAAUAUACAGAUAAUACCAUCUUUAUUGCCAAAAUCUCACCUUUUACCAGCGCCAUGACUUCUGUGAUUGUAUUCGGCCCGACAGGCCAGGUUGGAUCUGUCGUCGCGCGAACAGCUGGAGAGCUUGGAGCGAAGGUCUGGCUGGCAAUGCGAGACACGUCCAAAAACAUCCCAGGCCUCACGAAAGAGGCUGAAUCUGCGGGUGAUUACCACAGGAUCCAGGCCGACCUGGAAAAACCCGAAACUGUCAGCCAAGCAGUUAAGACUUCCGGCGCCAAGCGUGCAUUCAUUUACCUCGUCCAUCACGCAUCUGAUCACCUUCACGGCGCUAUUACGGCAAUGAAAGCAGCGGGUAUCGAGUUUGUAGUCUUUCUGAGCAGCUUUACCAUUCUCGUCAACAAAGGUCUCCGCGAGAUCCCUUCCUCUGAUCUGCUUCCGUACGUGCACGCGCAAGUUGAAGCCAACUUGGACGACGUUUUUGGUUCCGACUAUGUCGCCGUACGUCCCGGAUGCUUCAUCACUAACCUGCUAUCGGAGAAGGCAGGUAUAGCUGCAAACGACGUAAAGCUAUACGGCGCCGGGUUCAAGGAAGAUAACAUGGUACCAAGCGACGUUGGUAGAGUCAUUGGCAAUAUUGUUGUCUCGGGCCCGAAGAAUGGGCAGAAAAAGGUGUACCUUUACGGGCCCCAAGUCUAUUCGCAUUACGAAAGUAUUGCUAAGAUUGGGGAGAUUCUUCAAAAAGACUUGAAGAUCACCAUUCUGGGACCCAAGGAAGGGCAUGAAAAGUAUAUGAACAGCGGUAUGCCCAAGAUAUUCGCGGAUUAUAUGGUGGAGGUCAUGGGUACCAAUGGCAUAGACAAGGGCAAUGGUGAGGUCUUUCCUAACUAUGAGGAAGGCGUGAGCAAUGUCACUCUUUACACUGGUCAGAAGCCCACAAGUCUCGAGGAAUGGGUCAAACAGAACAAGGCCUUGUUCGGUGCUUAGCUAGCUUGAAUGAAUACGACUCUCACCACAUUUUAAACACCAUUUCUCAGAAUAAAUUUAUUUUCCAU
This is a messenger RNA of Bipolaris sorokiniana ND90Pr, 1090 nucleotides long. RefSeq lists its product as uncharacterized. The transcript has a single exon. Bases 93 to 1022 code for a protein of 309 amino acids. The record is from RefSeq and is a predicted model, not a curated record. Lineage: Eukaryota; Fungi; Ascomycota; Dothideomycetes; Pleosporales; Pleosporaceae.